Molecule: messenger RNA, 1864 nt
Organism: Teleopsis dalmanni
Lineage: Eukaryota; Metazoa; Arthropoda; Insecta; Diptera; Diopsidae
Exons: 2
Coding region: 213-1781 (522 amino acids)
Source: RefSeq, a predicted model, not a curated record
AUUUCAUAUUUCAUAUCUAAAUUUUAAAAUGUCCCCCUAAAAUGUCAAACAGAGAUUCAUUCGUCUUGGCAGCUUCCAAAUCAUUUCGAAUUAAGUUAGAACUUAUAAAGUAAAGGAUAUUGAAUUUUUAAAUAAGAUAUCCUGAGAUAACCAACGGAACACAGCAAGAGAAGUGUUCAAUUAAAAGCAACUAUUAUGCUUAAGACUUAAAUAUGGUGAAUCCUUAUGUCAAAAACCUUAUUAGGGGGCGUAAUAAUAACAUCAAUUACAAUAAAUCUACAGAUUAUAAACUGAAAACUUCUAUUACCAAUGACUAUUAUCAUGUUAAAGUUGAUGGUUUAGCUAAUAAUAACACUGUACCAAAAAAGAAAAAUCCAGUGGCUUUUAUCCUUAACACUAUAGGUGCAAAUAAACACCAUGACCAUCUAAAAACUAAAAAGUCAGUUUUUAUAGAUACUACACAGUUUAGUAAUAUAUAUUCUGUUAUUGGCAACAACAGCUCUGUGGAUGAACUAAAUAAGCCAAAUUUAUCACCAGUUUCUAGUCAAGAAUCACUUCAAAUAGGUACUAACUCAAAUCAAGAAUAUACUGUAGAUAGUCCAAACAUAUCACCAGUCUCCAGUCAAAAUUCAUUUCUUUCAGUGCCUGAUUCAAAUUGGGGAUGUAUAAGAUAUAGUCCACACGUGUCACCAGCAAGCAGUGAGGAAUAUGUUUUACUUAAAAAUGAAGUGAAUCAAAAAACAUUUCAAUCAAAUCAUAAGUUAGAUAUAUCCAAUUCUGAAAACAGUUUAAAUUUGUCACCAAUCACUAGUCAUGAGUCAUUACAACCACGCGAUGAACACAAGAUGCCAGAGACUCGUUACAAUUCAAAUUUAUCACUAGCAAUUAAUCAAAAAUCACUUUCAACUAAUUAUAAACUAAGUGUGGAAAAUAUCUGCCGCAGCUCAACACAAUCAAUCAUUUUUAGUCGAGAAUCACGUUUAUUAUAUGAUAAAUUGAAUGUAGUAAAAGACGUCCAUAAUCCGGAACCAUCGUCCGCAUUAAGUCUAGAAGCAUUUGUACUACAUAAAAAAUCAGUUGAUGAAAUUAAUAUUGCAGAAAAAGAGUACAGUGUAACUCUACCAUCAUGUUCUAGUAAAGAAUCACGUUCCUCGAACACUGAGUUGAGCGUAAUAUAUAUUAAUCAGAGUCUAAGUCAAUUGUCAGCAUCCAGUCGAGAUGAAUCAACAGUAGUAGAUACUGAGUUAAAAGCAAAAAUCAGUAAUAACACUCCAAAACCCGAACCAGUGUCUUAUGAAGAAUUGCACUUAACACUUGCAGAACUAAAAAAAACAUUGGAGGAAUGCAGACUGCCUAAGCAUAUGUAUUAUAACCAACAGCAGGCUCCUUCUAUUCCAGAACCAUACACCUAUCGGUCCGGUGAAAAUCCUUUUGAUGAGGGAAAAGAAAUACUGCCAAUUUUGCUAGAAGUUGGAAACUUAGAAUGCUCUAAGCUUGUCUAUAAUCUUAUAACAGGGAAAUUUAACUUACCCUCACCAAAUUUACAUGAAAAAAGAGCUUCAGUUUUGGACAGUACAUGCAUAGAGGCAUUGAAUAAACUCAUUUCUGGUAAAUUUGAUAUACCCAAAUCGUAUGCAGAUCGAAAGGCAAUACUGAAAAAUACGUUUGAUGAAAACAUUCAUCAGUUUGAUGAUAUAGACUCUUUCUUAUCUAACAUCAGUGAAUCUAUGCAUGAGGUGCAUAACUUCUUUCAUACUGAUAAGUUUAAGAUAACUGAGUGAUAUUAUAAAUCACUCAAUCAUCAAGUUAAGACAAUAUUUUAAACAACAACUAAUGCAAAUUUUAUACGUAAAUAUUUAACAAA